This is a messenger RNA of Syngnathoides biaculeatus (alligator pipefish), 2839 nucleotides long. It is a transcript of the gene pdlim5b, whose product is annotated as PDZ and LIM domain 5b. Bases 361 to 2184 code for a protein of 607 amino acids. The record is from RefSeq and is a predicted model, not a curated record. Gene Ontology annotation, molecular function: actin binding; muscle alpha-actinin binding. Gene Ontology annotation, cellular component: adherens junction; Z disc; stress fiber. The transcript is spliced from 13 exons. Gene Ontology annotation, biological process: muscle structure development; actin cytoskeleton organization; heart development. NCBI's taxonomy places the organism in Eukaryota, Metazoa, Chordata, Actinopteri, Syngnathiformes, Syngnathidae.
AAAUGUUACGUCAGGUAUUUGUGGCUAUGUUCCAAAGUUUUGAACAGCUACUUCGCCGGGUUAGCAUUAGCUUAAAGCUAACGGAAGUAACCGAGCAGCGACGGCGCGAGCUCCGAGGGCGGCUCGGGCUCACCUCAGACAAGCCCCGACCCGCCUCCGCGUGCCGCCCGAGGCGAGUCGUCAUCCCUCCCCGCGUUGCUGUGCGCCCUCCCGCCGGCAGGCGUCCACCCGGAAGUCCCGGUUCCACUCAGUCGGGUCCAGUUUGCCCUCCACAACUGAGAAGCGAACCGAGCCGACGCGUCUUUCUUCCCCCGCCCUCGAGCACCGGCAAGUGAGCGGCUUCCCGAGGCAAGGUAAAUCAUGAGCAGCAACUACAGCGUGGUACUGGCUGGGUCGGCGCCGUGGGGCUUCAGGCUCCAAGGAGGGAAGGACUUCGGUCUUCCUCUCACUAUUUCGCGGCUGACUGACGGAGGCAAAGCCGCCAGAGCCAAGAUAAGCGUGGGAGACGUCAUCCUGUCCAUAAACGGCAUCUCCGCUGACAGCAUGAACCACCUCGAAGCCCAGAACAAGAUUAAAGCCUGCGCCGGGAAUCUCAGUCUAAACCUACAGAGAGCCUCGGGUGCUGCCCAAGGAGGGUCUAAGGUUGAACCUCAAGAAAUCAUUAAGCCCGUCCCAAUCACCCACACGGCUCCGAGCACCACAUACACGAAGCCAUCAAGUCAGGCGGCUCCCGCAUACAACAAAACAGCCCGACCGUUCGGGGGCGACAGAGGCUCGCCGUCGCUUUCCUCUGCCCCGGCCGCCCCCAAGGUGGCCUUCAUCCCCUCCGAAUCGUCAGCUUUCACCCCGGCUCAACCUCUCUCUCAACCACAGCACCCUCCCUUCCCGAUCAAGUCCGCCCUCACCACGUCAGAAUCGUUUCCGUCUCCCCAAACUAGUCCCGCUCGCUCCGCCAUAAGCUCCCCGUCGUCCUCCUCCUCCAACUCGUCCUCUCCCGCCAGAGUGACGGCCCCUCCCUCCCACCCCACUGUGCCUCAGCCCUCCGUCUAUAACUCCCCCAUCAAUCUCUACUCCAACAACAACGCCUGCGAGGUGGCCAUGGGGCAAAGGCGAGGCCUCCUGGAGAGCCAGGGGCUGUCGGAGCAUUUCAACGGGAAAGCGUCAGACUCGAACCACGCGUCCGCCCUGAGUGAAGCCAGCAAGAAGCGGCUGAUUGAAGACACGGAGGACUGGCACCCCAGGACAGGAAUGUCCCAGUCCCGCUCCUUCCGGAUCCUGGCCCAGCUCACCGGCACCGAGAACGAGGAAGCUGCGGAUAACAACGGAAAGAACGAUGCCGUGGAUAAAACCGUGGGCAGUGCGCACAGCUCGGCCACGGCGAAAACAUACUCCAAAGUUCCGCCUCCGAGGAACGGAAACGUCGCGGCUGCUCCACCCGCUUUUAAGAGCCCCGCGGCCCAGAGCAAGGCUUCCUACCAGCCGGAGGCGCCGUCAGGUUUCCCCAAAAGCGGCGCAGCGCCUUCUUUUGGCAAGGUCAGCAACCCGCCUCCCAAAGGCCCAGACCGGCCCAUCCCGCAGCCGCAUCCCCAGGACCUCAACUCGGUGGUGCAGAGAGCCGAGCACAUCCCUGCCGGGACCCGCACGCCCAUGUGCAACAAGUGCAAUAACGUGAUCAGGGGGCCCUUCCUCGUGGCCAUGGGCAUGUCCUGGCACCCUGAGGAAUUCAACUGCGCCCACUGCCACUCCUCCCUGGCGGACCGCGGCUUCGUGGAGGAGAAGGGCCAGGUGUACUGCGAGCACUGCUACGAGCAGUUCUUCGCUCCCACCUGCGCCCUCUGCCAGCAGAAAAUCCUGGGGGAGAUCAUGAACGCCUUGAAGCAGACCUGGCACGUUUCCUGUUUUGUCUGCUCGGCCUGUCAGCAGCCAAUCCGGGGCAACAUGUUCCACAUGGAGGACGGGCAGCCAUACUGUGAAAUGGACUACUACAAACUGUUUGGCACGAACUGCCACGGCUGCGACUUCCCUAUCGAGGCGGGCGACAAGUUCUUGGAGGCUUUAGGAUUCACCUGGCACGACACCUGCUUCGUCUGCGCGGUGUGCACCGCCAACCUGGAAGGUCAACCCUUCUUCUCCAAGAAGGACAAGCCUUUGUGCAAGAAACAUGCCCACACUGUCAACAUCUGACUCCCCACACACACAUUCCGCCACAGCCCCUUUCACAUUUUCCAACAAUCUCCAUAUUCAUAUGACAGUCAACUGCUGCAUAUUUAAAGUUAGCUAACAUGUACGCGUAUACCGGUUGAAUCGUAGUGGGUCUAUUGUUUUUUUUUUUGUUGUUUUUGUUUUUGCUGCUUUUCAAUUUCGCGCGGUUUAAUAUUUGCGUUUUAGGAGUCGGCCAGCCCUUUUCAUAUGGUUCUUUGUUUUGACGUUCACGUUGGGCUGGGGGGGCAUGUCGGGGUCCCACGCAACAGGGUGUCCAGCCUCUCAGGGGUCAGAAUGACGGGAUUUCUCUUCGAUUAUGAACAAUACAAGAUACAUAAUAACUGUACGCACAACUGGUAUUAGACUAAACAUCUAAGCAUCGUUUAUUUCAGAUAAAAUCCCUGAUUAUGUAUUUUUUUUUUUGUAGUAUUUUAUAAUAUAUUUUUCCAUUUUAAAUGUUAUUUAAUCAAGUAAUGGAUUGUAUUGCCCGUUUCUUUAUUGGAAUUGAUAACUAUCCCAUAUUUUCAUAUGGUUUUGUUCUAAAUAUUCACCAUUUUUUCCAGGAAUCAUUUGUUGUAUUAACAUAAGACAAUUAUAAUAUAUUCACCCCGAAGCUGCCAUGUUUCAUGUGCGGAAU